UUACCCGUGCAUCAGAUGGAUUUUAAUAUCUAGUAAUUUUAAAUCAAGACCUAACCUUCAACUAAUCAACCAAUCUCCAGUUAAAUUAAUAGAAAGUAUUUUAGGCUCACUGGGUCCACUACCUCACGUCAAGUCAUGCACAACCUAAUUUAGCCCAAUGCAGUGGUAGGCCUAGUUGAACAUAGGUUCAUGUCCCAUACAAGAUAAAAUGAAGUAUCCCAGUAAUAACAUAUUUAAAAGAAAGACUAAAAAGCGACAAUAACGAUAUACGUAACAGAUGGAAAAUAAUUAAAACAAGCAAAUAAUCCAUGCACAAAAAAUUAAAAGAUUAAAAAAUAAAAUUUGCUUUAACUUAUUUUUUUCCCCACGUACCUUCGGAGUGCUUCAAUAGCCAGGCCCUUAAAUUCUCAGGGCUAUUUACGUCAUUUCGUUCUUAUUUCCCGCCGUCUGCCAACGGGGGGUCGCAACGGCAACGGAUGCCCAACCGCGUUGCCGGAAAUCCUAGUUCAAGGCAGCAAUCCCCUUGUCUCUCUCUCCACCCCCAACUCCCCAACCGAAACCCUGACUCUAAUUUUUCCCUUCUUCCUCCCCCAACCGAACUAUAGAGUAAGAUCAAUGGGGAGCACGAUUCACCCCCUGGCUCACUGCUAGAAUUCGAGAAGAAUCUAGCUUCUAGAGGCUCUAGAUUUAGGUUUGGGAGAGAGGGGGAGAAAAAAGGCGGGGGGGGGAGGGAUUGGCGAUGCGGGAAGCACCAGGGCACCACCGAGCAGCCAGCAUGAAAGACGCUGACCGGGCGCCGCUGGUGGCGGUGGCGAUUGACGACGAUAGGAAUAGUCAGCACGCGCUAAAAUGGGCGGCGGACCAUGUCUUGACGCGGGGGCAGAUCUUCUAUCUCCUCCAUGUCCGCCGGAAGAUCCGUGACAUCCAAUCUCCAAUUGGACAGCAGCCUUCAAUAUCAGAAGUGAAUGAUGGUGUUGCUCUUGGCUUUCUUGAACAAAUGGACUUUCAAACUAAAGAACUACUUCUUCCUUUUCAAUGUUUCUGCAACAGAAGAGGGUUGCAGUUCAAGGAAGUUAUUUUGGAUGACACUGAUGUGCCAAAGGCAAUUGUUGAUUUUAUUGAAAACCAGAUCAUUGACAAACUAUUCCUGGGGGCAUCAUCUAGGAAUGUUUUGAUUAGAUCUUUUAAGGCACCUGAUGUGCCUACCACUGUUUCCAAGACUGCACCAGAGUUUUGCUGUAUAUAUGUUAUAUCAAAGGGGAAGUUAUCUUCAACUAGGCCUGCUACUUUUUCAAUGGUACGACGACCAGCUCCCAAGUUCGAAACUGACAGUGCCAUAAAUCAAUUCCAGUCUAUCAAAAGUGAACCAGAUGCCAGGCACCAUACCAGAGUACCUGCAAGGUUUCAUCCAGCUGCAAUUGGUUAUGGUGGUGAAAAUGGGUCAUUUGAAAGGAGUUAUGAAGCCAGAAUUAGCGAGAAGAUCAGAAAGGACAACCAUGCAGGGGGUUGUCUUGACUUUUCAUAUCAGAGUGUAGCUUCAUGUCCCAGCCCGAGUAGGACAAGUAUCGACCAAUCAAAUAAUUAUGUUCCUCAACAAUUUUGUCCUACUGGGGAACCUCAAUCUUUUAUGUCUAAUGCAAUCAGUGAAUACAGUUUUCAUAGCCACCAUGAUAAGCAACAGAAUACUAGUGCCUAAUCUUCAAACAAGAAUACUAGUGCCUAUUGUUCAAGUGGUUCAGGACCCAGUAGCUAUGAGCGUUCAUUUCAGAUCUUGAAGGAGGAAUCUUCUUUGUCCAGCCACUCAGUGGAAGACAUCAAAGUUAAGAUAAGACAGCUAAAGUUUGAGCCAAGGCGGAUGAUGGAUAUGUCAGAAGUCACUGAUAAAGAGGCAAAUUAUGGCAAGGCUGAUGGAGGGCUGAGAAUGGAAGAGACAAGGUCGGCUGGGGAAAUGACGUCACAUGUGGCAGAAAAGGAGCAGAAAUCUAAGGCAUUGCUUCAAAGGAAUUUUUCAGAUUGUUUUCAUUCAAACAUUCGUUAUAGGAGAUAUACUGUUGAAGAGAUUCAGAAGGCGACACACAACUUUUCAGAUGCGUUAAAGAUUGGGGAGGGAGGAUAUGGACCUGUUUACAAAUGUAACCUUGAUCAUACUGUUGUCGCAAUUAAGAUUCUUCGAUCUGAUCCAACUCAAGGAAUGAAACAAUUUCAUCAAGAGAUCGAGGUUCUGAGCUGCAUACGCCAUCCAAAUAUGGUCCUCCUCAUGGGUGCAUGCCCAGAAUAUGGAUGCCUGGUGUAUGAGCAUAUGGCCAAUGGCAGCCUUGAGGACCGCCUUUUCUGCCAAAAUGGCACUCCACCACUCUCUUGGCGUCUGCGUUUCAAGAUUGCGGCAGAAACAGCUACCGGCCUGCUCUUCCUCCACCAGACUAAGCCCGAGCCGCUUGUCCAUGGUGAUCUCAAGCCUGGCAAUAUCCUCCUUGACCAGAACUUUGUUAGCAAGAUUGCAGAUGUUGGCCUUGCACGCCAUAUUCCUCCUGCUGCAGACUCAGCUGUUACUCAAUAUCGCAUGACUGCUGCAGCUGGAACUUUCUGUUACAUCGACCCUGAGUACCAGACAACUGGAUUGCUCGGCGUUAAAUCUGAUAUCUAUGCCUUUGGAAUCAUCCUCCUACGGUUGAUCACUGCACAGCCACCCAUGGGGCUUGCACAUAAUGUUGAACAUGCUUUGGAGAACGCAACUCUUGGUAAGCUAUUGGAUCCUAACGUGCCAGAUUGGCCAAUGGAGGAGACAGUGAAGUUUGCACAGUUAGCUCUGAAGUGUGCUGAGCUUCGACGCAAAGAUCGUCCAGAUUUAGCUCGCGUUAUAUCACCAGAACUGAAUCGAUUGCGGGAAGUGGCUGCAUCAGCAGAAGACUCCUUUUGGAAUCACCGUCAGCCACGUUAUGGAAGCUUCAGGUUACCAUGUUGAAAUUUUCCACUCCUCAGUACUCUUCAAGUAAUGUGAUACACUGAAAUAGUGUUCUCAUAUUCUUUAUGUAAUAAAAAAAUACUUUUUCGUUCUUUUUA
Messenger RNA from Elaeis guineensis (African oil palm), 3060 nucleotides. NCBI's taxonomy places the organism in Eukaryota, Viridiplantae, Streptophyta, Magnoliopsida, Arecales, Arecaceae. The record is from RefSeq and is a predicted model, not a curated record.